AUGUCCUCAUCAACCAGCACCGUGGCAAUGGAGGAGGAACAGCGGGUCACCGCAGCAGAGAAGAUUCGCCAUAUUCUGAAGGCGUAUGCCUCGGGACAGUCUCUCUUCCCUCGCCAUGUUCUUCAAGAUCUCAGUCGCCAGAUCGACCAGGGACUUGAUGAGGUGCACAUUGCAGAUCUGGAUGGCGCUCCCCAGAAACACAGCCUCAAGGUUCCGGCCUGGUGUGCAGAUUGGGCAAACUCAUACCGCAUCUCCUACUGUAGCAUCCAAGCCCUGACCACCGUCAACCCUUUAAUGCCGGAUGAAAUUCUUCGUGACCAACCUCCCGUGGCGAUCUGCUACACCAAAAGCGAUAAGAAACCCGAGAAUCCCCUGGAUGAAGUACGCAAGGCAUUCGACAAACAGCGCGAAGUGUGGCAGACUAGCGAGGCCUGCGUGGAUCUGCAGAAGCAACUGACCACUCUGAGUCUUUCUCGUCCGAUCAACAAGAUCGUCUGCUUUGGACUGGGCACCCUGGGCCGCUUGAACACCCGCAGCGCGGGACGCUCUCACACCCAGCAUGCUGCCGUUGGAACCAUGGUGCAAGCACUGAAGGCAAGACAAGUCAACAGCAACGAGGAGAUCAGAUGUUUUGCGCAGGAUCCUGCAUACGACGAGGUCGAUAUCGCGCUGCUUAAAAGCAUUGGCAUCACCCCGCUGGACGAUCCAAAGGGGUUUCUCGCAGUUGACGAAUCCACUCUUGUCUUUUGCGUCAGCCCCAACGUGCCCGUGAAGCAGAUCAUUGCCGAUGUUCAGUGGCCCGCUGCGAUGAUUUGGAACACCGUCAGACCUUUCGAACCGGACGUCCCAGUAUGGGAACAGCGUGUGAGGAAUGGUCAGAUAACCUGGGUUUGCCCCUACACCACCGAUCCGGAUUCCUCGCGCGUACGCAAGAUGGCCAUAUCUUAUUCUGCCAGCCGGAAGAACCCACGGUCUGCUCACAUUCAAUCGAUCUAUACUAGCACUUAUGGAAUCCUCUUUUUCGGAACCCCACACCAUGGAUCAAGCAAAGCUCGACUUCUUGGAAAUCUUCAGAGGAUUGCUCAGCUCGCAAUACCAAAGAGAGCCGCAAAUUUUGAGACUAGCCUUGUAAAUGCGCUCGAAGAGCAGUCCGAGAUUCUUCAGAAUAUUACCGACCAGUUUGCCCCUCUCAUGACGGAGUUUCGCAUCUACUUCUUCUGGGAAGAAGAAAAGACAGAUUUGAAGUAUACUAAGGAUCUGAUUGUGGAGGAAGCGAGCGCCGCGCCGAUCCUCGAUAAUACUGAAAGAGGCGGGAUUGCUGCAGAUCACAGGGGAAUGUGCAAGUUCAAUCAUCCCAGCCUACAAGGCUUCCGAACUGCAGUUUCCGCAAUCCGACGUUAUUCUCGGGAGGCACCCGAAGCCAUUCGCACCAGACACCAAAGAGUGUUGACUGCACUUCACCAAAGCCAAGUGUAUCAGGCCACAGAUCUUCUGAGGACCAUCCAGCCGGCAGAUACGCACUUCGAUUUCAGGAGAACCAUUGAUUUCCCUCCUUCACGAGCGGCACGCGAUGCUUUUGCUUUCCUCACGGAUAGCCAAUCAGCUACAACACCUUGUGACUGGCAUCAAUACGGCUGCGAGCUUCCUCCAGAGUUGACGAAGAAAUGGCCCCUGGGCCUCGAUCGGAUAAAGGAACUGUGGACAUCAAAUGCAGAGGGCCGUCUCCUCGCAUUCUUGUGCUCUAUGGCAGAGGAGUAUGAGCCUGGCAACAGCAUCACUCAAUACUUUUUGCUCGGCCCAAGAGCCUUUCAUAUAUUGCGGCCAGAGAAUGUGGAAGCGAUUCUUUCGACAAAUUUCAAAGACUAUGGCUUUGGUGCAAGACCAGCUAUAUUUGCUCCCCUUCUGGGCAAUGGCAUUUUCACUCAAGAAGGUCCUGCGUGGAGACAUUCUCGAGAUCUUUUACGCAAACAAUUUGCUCGAGUCCAGAGCCGCAAUCUCAAACAUUUCCAUGAGCAUGUUGACAACAUGAUAGCUCACCUGCCAUUGGAUGGAGUCGUCGAUCUUCAACCACUUUUUUUUCAGGUAACCCUCGACACGGCUACGGCGCUUUUAUUCGGAAGAUCAGUGUACAGCUUAAAGGCUGGCAUCGAUCAGGACGCUGACAACAGGCGCUUUGCUGAGAGCUUUAAUGUCGCCCAGGAAGGUCUAGCAAAGCGAUUUCGCAUCGCACCUUGGCACUUCCUCUACAACCCACCAAAAUUCCGAAAAGCUUGUGCCGACGUUCACCGAUUUGUUGAACAGUAUAUCGAUAAGCUGGACUUACAAACAAGUGAGGACCUGGAUGAUAAAGCAUAUGGCUUUAUCAAGCAGGUAGCACAGGAGUCCGCCAGCAAAGAGGAUCUUCGUGAUCAACUACUCAACGUGCUUUUAGCAGGGAGGGAUACCACAGCCUGUUGCCUUUCAUGGACCUUCCGGUUACUUGUUCGUCAUGAGCAAGUAAUGCUUCGCCUGCGAACGGAGAUAGCCUCAGUUAUGGGGGACUCUGUGCAUCCGACGAGGGAGGAAAUCAGAAAGAUGCCAUAUCUCUCCUGCGUCAUCAAGGAGAGUCUUCGUCUUUACCCUCCCGUUCCAUUGAAUAACCGUGAGGCAAUUCGGACCACUAUUCUGCCUACAGGGGGUGGCCCUGGUGCAGAUCGUCCCAUACUGGUCAGAAAAGGGGAGGUUGUUGUCUUUUCUCAAUAUGUGAAUUCACGUAAGAAGAAUAUCUAUGGUGCCGACGCGGACUGCUUCCGUCCGGAGAGAUGGGAAACUGGUGAGUUGGAUCAUAUUGGGUGGGCAUAUUUUCCCUUCAACGGGGGUCCGCGGCAGUGCCUCGGGGAGGAUUUCGCCCCGAUGGAAGUUUCAUACACGGUUGUGAGGCUAUUGCAGACCUUCGCAUCCAUAAUCCUACCAAAGGGGGAGCCAAUCGAGCCUGUUGGAAGCGAAAGACAGCGACUCACUCUUCCCACAAAAGCAACUCGGAAGCUGAAUGGAAGAAUGCGGUGGAGUAUGGGCUUCUCUGAAGAGGCGAUUCCAGCCCUUGGCCUGGCCAAAACAGCUAACAAUGGUGCUGUCAGUAUCGUCGCCGUCCACGGAUUGCAUGAAGACCCAAUAACCGCGUGGACUGCGCCUGAGACUGGGACGCUCUGGCUAAGAGACUUGAUCCCGAAGCACGUACCCCAAGCACGAGUUCUGUCCUUCGGAUACGAAUCCUCCCCCAGCCUUUUUGACGGGCACUGCUUUGUAGACAAAGUCCAAAGCCUUGCGACGACCUUAGUUGCGCAACUUGAAUCAGACAGGAGCUUGGAGAACUGUGGAAAACGGCCGAUAAUCUUCGUCUGCCAUGGACUAGGAGGUGUAAUUGUCAAGAAAGCGCUCGCUCACUCCGCCAGUUCAACGUCUCCCCUGGUCGUCCAUCUGAAUGACAUCUUUAUUUCGACGUUUGCAAUCUUGUUCUUUGGAACCCCGCAUAUUAAUAUUAACUUGGCCAACUGGCUUGUUCUAGAAUCCGUAGGGGUCGGAGAUGGACGCGCUCAACGAGCUGGGCGUUCACAAUCGUCACCCCCGAAGAAGCUCCAGAGCCUGGAAUCCAUUACUGAACAAUUUGCCCCUUUGAUCAAAAAGUUCUAUACUAGCUUUUUCUGGGAAGGUAUACCGACUGAUUUCGGAGGCUAUCGUGAUUUCCUCGUCGAACCGGCCUCCGCCGCUCCGGCUAUCUACGAGAGCCCAAAAUGUGCAAUUGUCGGUGCAACUCACUCGAGGAUGGUCAAGCUUUUAGAAUGGAGUCCAUCUUACUCUACAGUGCUUGCGACGCUGAAGAGGUACUGUCUGAAGGCACCCGGUGUGAUUCAUGAUCGCUGGAAAAAGGCCAGUGAUGCACUGGCUCGAGCUAGGCUUAAUGAAGCCCAUGAAACCGCUGGUUUUCACUUCAGCCUGCCCGACAAGCUCGCAGAUCAUUUUAUAAAGGAACUGUCCCAGGAAGACGCGCGAAAUCAGCAUCUUUACACGCCCUUGCUUCCUUCUAAAAACUACAUUGGCAGGAAAGAGAUCAGGGAACAGAUUCGACAGGCACUUCUUCUUCCAGAAACCGAUUUCAGUAGACAGGGCCAAAGGCGCUUUAUCGUACAGGGCAUAGCAGGCUCAGGGAAAAGCCAGUUGUGCACAAAUUUUGCAUCCGACAACCGUGAGAGUUACUGGGGCGUCUUUACAAUAGACGCGACAUCUGAAGCACUUGCAGCCAAAUCCUAUGCUGAAAUCGGCAAGAUAGGGGGUUUGGCAAGCACGGAAAGCGCUGGAAAAUAUUACCUCUCACGAGCACGCGAGCCAUGGUUGCUCAUCAUUGAUAACGCAGAUAGCCCCGACAUUCACCUUCCCAGCUUGUUGCCUCCCGGGGAUCGAGGGCACAUUCUCGUAACCACUAGGAACCGAGAGAUUCGGAAGUAUGGGAAUGUAGGGAGCAUAGAGCUUGGAGGGCUUGGAGAGAAAGAAGCACUCUAUCUACUUCUUAAUUCGGCAGAAAUCUCACCCCCAUGGGAUAUGUCUACAGAGACGACAGGCAAGGAAAUUACCAAGGUCUUGGGAUAUUUGGCACUCGCCAUAAAGCAGGCCGGGUCUGCAAUAUCCCGGAAGCUUUGCAACCUAGAAGACUAUCUCGAUUUCUAUCAGUACUACCGAAAGAAGCGCCGACAAAAAGCUUCUAUUGCCUCCAGCAGUGUCAGAGAAGAUACCAACACAAACUCUCGCAAAGAAGAUAUUUACUCCGCCUUCGACCUCUCCUUCGAAUAUCUCGACAAGAAGCAGACUCUCCCCAGUCAGGAUGCUAUUGAGAUCCUGAAUAUUGUCGGUUUUUUCCACUUCGACAACAUUCGUAUUGAGAUAUUUGAAAGUGCCAUGAGAAACCGGCGGGCAGCCCAAGCCCCAUCCUCAUUGAUCAGUCGUCUCCAAGCUCCUCGUCCAUUUCCACAUUUUCUCAAACGAGCUGGUGAGGAUACAGACCCCUGUUAUUUGAGAGUGGUUCUGUGUGAGCUAUACACCCUCUCCCUCAUCAGCUAUGACGAAGACCUCAAGAGCUUCCGGUUGCACCCCCUCGUACAUGCCUGGGCCAUGGAUCGCAUAGAUCCAAAGGAAAGAAAGAUCUGGGCCUUGAUCGCGCUAGAUACCCUGGUUGAGGCGAUCGUGCUUCCAUCGGACGACCAUAAAGGACUGGACACAGACCUCGGAAAAGAUAUUCUGCCUCACCUUGAUGAAUGUCUUGCCGCAUGUCCGGUGGAGAUUGAAAUAUCCAGGAUUCCGUUUGGACGUCUUGGAAUUCAGGUAGCGAAACUAAUCAUGGCGACACACUUGCUCAAUUUGAAGGACAAAGCAGAGACUGCUGCAAGAUGUGGCUAUGUAUACGCUUUGUGUGGUCGCUUCGCAGACGCUGCUCGCUACAUCACAAUGGUUAAGGAUCUGACGGUACAUACACUGGGAUACGACAACCCAAAAACACAGAUGGCGAUGAUGGGGUUAGCUGGAGUUCUGUGGGGUCUUGGAAAACUCGAACAGGCCAUCGCGUUACAGAAACGGGUCGUCGAAGUCCGACAAAAACGGCUCGGCACUUCUCACCGUGAUACCUUGAAAGCUAUGGCGACAUUGGGUCAAUCAUUCUGGCUGAAUGGCCAGUAUCUUGAGUCUUUACAGCUGCUGGAGGAAACUACCAAGAAGAUGAUUGACACGUUGGGCCCUGAAGACACAGAUACGUUGGUUGCAAUAGACAAUCUUGGGGUGACACUGGGAUCCUGGCAACGAUACGAAGAAAGUAGAGCCAUGCACGAACGGGUAUUGAGAAUCCGGCAAAGAGAUGCUGAAGAUGACAACACUGAGACCCUGACAACUAUGAGCAACUUGGCUAUGGCUUUAUUCGAUCUAGGGGAGCUCGAACAGGCAAAAGAAAUGAUGAGCCGAGUGUACGAAUUGCGUCAAAAGAAGCUCGGCAAAGAACAUCCAUACACCUUAUGGGCGCUUUGCUAUCUUUCAAAGAUAUACACAGAGCUAGGGCUACUCGACCAAGCAGAACGGAUGUUGGAGGAUGGAAUCGCGGCAGGCAAGCGCAGUCUCAGUGAAGAUCAUCUCGGAGUCCUCAUGGGAUGUGGAGAGCUCGCACGGGUGUACGCACGGCAAGGUCGCCUGGCGGAGGCCGAGACACUAUCUCUGAGCAUGCUUCAGAAAGUAAAAGUAACUCGCGGCUCGGAACACUUCGACUAUAUCUUCGGAAUGUGGAAACUUGGUCAACUAUACGAAAAGAAGAACCGAGGUCGGGAGGCCUUGGACGCCUAUCGGGUCGCCUUUGAGCACACCGAGACACGUCUGACCAGGGAGCAUCCCCUUGCAAAACAGAUUGAACUUCGUAUAAAUCAGCUGGAUGGCUCAAUACCCACGAAGCCCGAGACUACAAGUACCAAGGAAAAUCAGGCCGCUCCAGAAUUGCCCGUGAAAAGAGCUUUCAAGACUCUGCAGUCUACUCAAACUUGGGGUGUAACGAUGGUUUCGUCGUCGGAAAUUCCAACCCCAACGCUUCCGCGCCCACCGUUGAGGUCCAAAGCAUCCACUAACACUAUUGCUGACCCCUAUUCUGGUCGCUGCGAGAGGAACGUCAAUAGCAAUGCUUGGACUUCCACCUCGGUCCAGCGCGCUGCAACGGACAUAAUUCCUGCAUCGCAAUCUCAAACUGCUCAAUCGUCCGCUUCGGCAACAGUGCAAAAGGCCUUUGGUGAAGCCCGACAUUUUCUGGGUGGACUCAUCAGCCAUCCUGCAGAGUCCAACAAGCAUUUUACCAUAUUGCGCCAUUCACCCGGCGUGGUCUUCUAUCGGGGCAGUACUACGUCUGUCACGGUUUCUAUUUUCUCUGACGCCCCUCUACCACCCGACCGUUCCUUAUGGCUCCAGAACAAGGGCUGGACAGGAAAAACGGGGAUGCGCGCCAAGGCCCUAUUCCGACUGACGGACGACUGGCUGGACGUCACACCCACUCUGGCCUUGCGCUCUGACCAAGUCGAGCCAAAGGACGAGCGGGCAUGGCAGCGUGACAUUGCCAAGUUUCUGAAAAAGGCCCCGUCGCGUGUGCGCGACACUCAUCGCCUACGCGAGACGGCCGUCGCACGGAUCCCUGCUGAGGCCGGCGACGGGUACUUCCAGGUUGUAUUAUGCCAGGGGCCGAAAAAGAAGGUUCUCUGUACGAGUCCAGUAUUUCGCGUCCUUUCGACCUCGCUUGAUCCGAGCUCGAUCCGUGGCGCGAGCUUGUCUACCCUGCCAUUGGAGGUGGGCGCGAUGGUCAUGGGGCUAUAUGCGCAGACAGCGGCGCAGACCGUCAUCAACCCUGCUACAUCACUCGUACAAGCGACGAUUCAGCCGUAUAAGCCCUCAUGGGUGACACAGACUGCUGCUGAGACAGCAUACGGGAUUGGCAUGUCGAUGCGAUCAGGCGAUGACGACAGUAAUCAGGGUCCUGCGGCAGCAAUGGCCCACGGUCAACAGGAAUCGAUCUCUUUAGAGACAGGACCGAGUCCACCGUACCCCAUGAGGUUCAAGGCGCGAGCCUCAGCCAUGCAAGGAGAAGGGGCCUAUGAUAUGCAACGGAUGCGACUCAAUAAGGUCCCCGAUCUGAUUUUGGACCGAUUACAUGGUUUUUUCUUCGGAUGGGCACGAUUUUUAGCCACCAACGAGGAUGACGAAUCCUCGGGUUCUCAAUGGUACCAGGCCAUUCUUGCCAUCCGCAAUCUGGAUCCCUCUCAGCAGGCGCGGGUGAACAUGUCCCAGGUGAUGAAACGAGUCACCACCCUUCGCUUCCUCGAGGAGGUGCCAUUUCCAUCCCUGUCCCGCGUCGAGGUGCGUGUACUUGGAUUCCUUCGACCUGAUGUGCCAUCACCCCGGGGAACGAGUGAGGAGGAAUUACUGGCAGCCCGCAAUGCCGCUGCUGAAGCGGCCAUGUUGGCGGAUGCGUGUGACGCGGCAUACGUCCGGAAUGUGCUGGACUAUCCGGCUUGGGGACCGGACAGUCGAAGGGAAGCCGGACUUAUUGACCGUACCAAAGAGGGAGUUGAAAAUGUGCGAGCCCGUGGCCAGAAAAUGGUUGAACGAGUCCCACUGCAUUGGCUUGGAGUAAGGUCUCCUACAGCGGAGAUGCGAGACCGACAGAUUACCAUGAACGGGUUCUACGUUGUCCGCUGA
Messenger RNA from Aspergillus thermomutatus, 8244 nucleotides. RefSeq lists its product as uncharacterized. Gene Ontology annotation, molecular function: oxidoreductase activity, acting on paired donors, with incorporation or reduction of molecular oxygen, reduced flavin or flavoprotein as one donor, and incorporation of one atom of oxygen; iron ion binding; heme binding. The coding region runs from base 1 to 8244 and encodes 2747 amino acids. The record is from RefSeq and is a predicted model, not a curated record. Lineage: Eukaryota; Fungi; Ascomycota; Eurotiomycetes; Eurotiales; Aspergillaceae. The transcript is spliced from 11 exons.